AUGACUGGUUUACCUUACAACAUGCCGCUGACGUCCCAAAUUAUGCCAAAUCAGAGUGUACCAGUACAGACGAGUCACAAUAACUUCCUACCGUUCCAACAACCGCAACCAGUCGUGCAACAAAUGCAAACCGCUCCUUCCGUUGCUUAUCCGACAAAUCCGCAAGAUCCUUUCAAGCAACCGUUCUACCAGCUCCAUCAAGCAGACGUCCUCGUGGCGAACCACCAAUACACCCCAAACUUACUACCACCAAAAUACCCAUACCCGCCAGCAUUCCACACCCAGCACACAGUUUCACCGGUCAUCCAAACGCAGCAGCCAAGCUACAAUCCACUUCCUCAGAAUGUCCUCGACCAGAUUCGCAACACCGUCAGCAGCGCUGCUCCUAUAUUUAUCCUACCAAGUGGCUGUCAUCAGGCCACAAAUCAAGCCAGCAAUUCUAUGAAUCAAGGAGGCGUGGCUCAACAGACAGGACAGUCGACAGGCUUCAAUUGCCCAAUCUACUGUCCACCCUCUUUCUACCCUUACCCACUUCCUUUCCCAAUGUUCGACUCUUUUGGAACUCAAGCUAGAUGCAAAGACGGUCCACGAGGUUACUCGUGCUGCCAUCAAAAAAGAAACGCUUUAGAUUCGACGAACUAUCCACUCAGCUGCUGCUGCAACAUGCAAGAAAUGGAGGAACAUCGUUGUACAGCUACGCAUGACGAUACAAUUUGUUCGAAACGAAACUGUCCAUCUUCUAUCAGCCUGCAAGCUCUGGCAUCGCAGCUUUUGUCACUGCCAGGGAUCAUAUCUUGCGCAGCUACGAGAUUGAUCUUGAGAAAGGUGGCUGGAUCGAAUAUAACUAACACUAUGGAGGAUAUAAUGGAGAAAGCUCAGAAAUCUAUUGGUAGCCUUACGAAGGAUCAACUGUUGGUCGAGUCAAGAAACGCACAACAAGUGAACGCGUUGAUUAAUCUACAUAUGACCACCACACCGCCGGCGAAUAUUAUUCCGUUGCUCACGCUGCUGCAGCUGAAAGUGAACGUGCUGAAGGCGCAGGUUGAGAGCUUGAUCAACAAGAAGGUGAUGGAGUGCCAGGGAUACGGGUUCGAGGUGGAGACCAGCGGACCCAUAGACCCCACUGUGCUCACGAUGAAGACGAACGCCGAGCUACGACAACUGUUGUCCGCCUUGAGGCAGAAAGAAUGCGACGAACGAGUGAACGCUAACUUUUCUCCGUAUCAUUCUCAACGUGUAAUAGCCGAGGCUCGUUUGAACAACGUUCAAGCCAAGAUUCGUCAAGUAGAAGCGGAAUUCGAGAGAAGAAGAUGCAUGACGGUGCCUACUCCUACGCUCACUUCAAGAAUCAUCCAACAGUUCUCAGAAUCGAGAUGCAUGAUUGGUUUUGCUCACGCGAACAUAUUCGAUCCUUACGUGCAACGAAGUACCAUGGACUCUCCGGAUCCCUUCGUACCUUGUAUACGAAAUCCUAGGAAGUUGUAUCUGAAACCUCGAGAACCUGGACAGGAAACAGCGCAAGGGAGAGACGAGAAUGAGACGACAUCCGAAGGAACGUCGAUGUGCAAGGACACUGGUACCGGCGAGGGCAACGUUAAUUCCUCGAAGGACAAAGGGGUCGAGUCUAAAUCGAGCGAGGAUACGUGCAGUUGCGAGGGAACUUCCUCAGAGGAGAGCCUCGACGAGGAUAAAAAAAAACUCCGGCUAAAGAUUGACGAAGGUGGAAAGGUGACGAUAAGUUGUGGGGCGAGCUUGAGGGAUGUGUCGCUGUUGAGGCUGGCGUCGAAUGUCGUUACGAGGAUUAGGAAGGUUUGUAAGAAGGGUAGAGGACAGGGGAAAGGAGUGAAAGAGGUGAGGAGAGUGUCUCGUGAUGGAGAAGAAGUAGACGAGGAGAUGAAAAAAGAUGAGGAAGAGGUGAAUUCUGGGGACAAGUUGGUGUAUGUCAAGGACGGGGAUACUGAUAGUGAAGACUUUGAGUUGUUUAUAUUUGAAGAGGAUCCAGGUGAUGAGAGCAGUGAUAGCGAAGACUUAGAUCUGUUUAUAUUUCAAGAAGACCCAGACGGUGAGACCCAGAUCAAGGAGGAUAUCAAGGAAGAGCCUGAGAGUAUAGAAAGUAUAAGAAUUCCUGAUUCUGCAGAUAUACCGAUUAAGAAAGAAUCUAAGAGUAUGGAAAAGAUAGGAAUUCCGGAUUCCGUAGACACACCGAUUAAGAAAGAACCUGAGAGUGUGGAAGAGAUAAGAACUGGUAAAGAUAUUCCGAUCAAGGAAGAAUCAACGAAACAAGACGAGGAAAAGAAGUCUCCGCAAUACACAACGGUUAAAUCUGUAAAUGUAGAGCCAGAAACGAAGGUAACAGAGCUGUAUGUGGAACCAAAAGUGAAAACUGAGACACAUAAGGCGGAAGCAUACAUAUACGUGGUACCACAAGUACCAGUAGAUCCACACGUGAAAACUGCGAUGGCUGAGAAGUCACAUGUGGAACUAUUAGUAAAAACUGAGGCAAAACCACAGUCUGGACCAUCUUAUAUAGCACCAAAAAUAAAAACACACCCUAAAACGCUGGGAAUACCGUUAAAUGUACCAAAAGUGACAAUGCAGCCACAAACGCAUGCAGCACCCUUGUAUGUGGUGCCAAAACCGAAAACAGAGCCUAAAACGCAGGUGGUACCACGGACACACGCGGAUCCACACGUGAAAACGAUGUUAGCUGAGAUGUUGCACGUGGAACCAGCGGUGGAAACAGAAUCAGGACCGUCUUUUGCGGUACCAAAAGUGAUAACGCGGCCCAAACCGCAGGGAGCACCGUUGUUCGCGGUACCAAAAGUGAAAACUGAGCCAAAACCUCGAGCAACUCCGUUAUAUGCGGUGUCAAAGGUGAAAGAGGAGCCGGAAUUAAUGAAUCCUGAAGGCAACAAGGUACUGGAGACGCGAGAAACCGAUGAAUCUUGGAGUACUCCGUUUGUAAGAACUCAGAAGUUUGAAGACGAUGGCGAAGCGUUGAAAGGGAAGUCAACUGUCGAGGAUGUCUCGAAGAACCAAGGAACCGGAAGUGAAGCCGCUGAGCAAUGGAAGACGCCUGAGGAGGGACGAUCUUCUGAUUUGCAUGAAAGCACUUUCUAUAUGAUUAAACCGAUAACAAAGAAGAAAAGGGUAAUUAGAAUACUGAAGAAAGAAGAUGAACUUGUUUCGAAUGAAAAUGGUGGAUCGCAAAGGAAGGAUAGUAAGGAAAGAAACGUGCAGUUUGUGUCAAUGAUGACUCGUGUUAAGUAUAACAGGCGUUUUGGUGAUUUUGGGGAAUGGAAUAUCAACGAGUGUAAUGUCGAAAAAACAGAAGAUUCUUCAAGAGACGUUGAAAAAAUAAAUACGAUCAAUGAGAAUCAAGCACAUUUCCCUUCAGAAAAUGAAAAUCCCUUAAUUAACAUUCAACAAUGUGAAUCCCUUGUUACGACUGAAAAAAAUAAUGAAAUUGAUGAAAAUUUCACAACUGGACUCAAGUGUUUUCCGCCACUGAAACACGCAGAACCCAAAUCAGCACGAACAACAACCUUUGAAACUAGAUUCCAUCAAAGGAAGAUUGAAUCGAAGACCGUUUGCGAUAGCAACACCUUUUAUCACCACGAUUCAGAAACGGAGAAUAGUAUUGCCUCCAGGAUAUACUCUAUGAUCGAAAAUCAGUUCGUUUCCUUCGGUUCAUUGCUGAGCAAUAUACCAAAUAUACAGGAUGUUAUGUCGAACUUGCAUUUCGACAAAUUAUCGCGUAAUACUUUUAACGAGAAUGAUCUGACCGAACAAGUGGAUAAUGCUACGAAUAAUAAAAGAGAAUUAAAUGAAAAAGACGAUUGGACUUUACUUCCUUUGAACACAAAUGCUUCCUACGAUGAUGAACACGCUACUUCCGGCGGAAAUUACGUUUCCGCUUACGAAGGGUGUAGAAACGUGCGUGAAAUAAAACACUCGAUAAUCGUGGAUAAGGAAAAGGAGAAUUAUGUAGUAAUUCGGGGCUCGAUUAGCGGACAAUUUCGAGAACUGUCGAGGAACGGUUUCAAACGACCCUAUCAAACUCGCAGGAGUUUGAUAAUAAGAAGUCGAUUGAAAAAUCCUGAACAUUCGAAGAACGAAUAUGUGCGUCCUUUCACGGUUUUUAAGCGACCCAAAAGAAGUCAAAUAUUCGUGUCUGAAGCAAUGAAACAGACAGAGAGAAAAUUGAAAUUUAGAGAGAAACUUUUGUCGUUGCCUGAAGCAUUGGAAGAUAUGGAAAGGUUGGAAACAGUCGACGACAAUAAUUUAAAUAAUAAUGAAAAAAACGAAGAACAUACAGAAGUGUCUCAAGAAGCAAUAUUUCAACAGAAUAGUAAACACAGUAAUGACUUGAAUAAUAAUUACAGUGCUGCUUCGUUGAAUGGAAAUGAACACGUAACAGACGUGCAGGAUAAUUUCAAUGAUAUAGGGAUAAAUAGACAGACAUAA
Messenger RNA from Habropoda laboriosa, 4467 nucleotides. RefSeq lists its product as uncharacterized. The record is from RefSeq and is a predicted model, not a curated record. Bases 1 to 4467 code for a protein of 1488 amino acids. The transcript has 4 exons. Lineage: Eukaryota; Metazoa; Arthropoda; Insecta; Hymenoptera; Apidae.